Molecule: messenger RNA, 1220 nt
Organism: Syzygium oleosum
Lineage: Eukaryota; Viridiplantae; Streptophyta; Magnoliopsida; Myrtales; Myrtaceae
Product: COP9 signalosome complex subunit 4-like
Exons: 8
Coding region: 201-1220 (339 amino acids)
Cellular component (GO): cytosol; COP9 signalosome
Molecular function (GO): ubiquitin protein ligase activity
Source: RefSeq, a predicted model, not a curated record
AUAAAAACUCCAGAGCAAACGGCAACAGCUGUUUCAUCUCCACCUUCGCCUUUCAUCUUUUACCGGCAUCACUCGACGGCGAAUUCACUCGCCGGAAGACAAACGCAGUCAGGGUCAGCUCCGGCGGCGCACCGCCGGUACCUCUUGCCGUCGCCCCCGGAGAGCUAGGGUUUUUCCCUGUCGUUCGAAGGCCAGGUGCAAUGGAGGGAGCCCUAGCGAGCGCUUCUUCAAUCAUGGACCAGAGGCAGAGGAUCGAACAGUACAAGCACAUCUUGGCCCCCGUCCUCGCCUCCAACGACAUCGCCCAGGCCAAGAAGUUCAUCGAUCACAUGCUCUCCGAUGAUGUGCCGCUCGUGGUGUCGCGGCAGCUGCUGCAGAACUUCGCCCAGGAAUUGGGGGUUCUGGCCCCGGAGACGCAGAAGGAGAUUGCGCAUUACACGCUCGCCCAAAUACAGCCUAGAGUCGUUUCGUUUGAAGAGCAGCCACUAAUAAUUAGAGAGAAGCUUGCAGAAUUAUAUGAAUCAGAGCAACAAUGGUCAAAAGCAGCUCAAAUGCUUAGUGGCAUUGACCUAGACUCAGCAAUGAGGAUGAUAGAUGAUAAUUUCAGAUUGUCAAAAUGUGUCCAAAUUGCUCGCCUAUACCUUGAGGAUGACGAUGCUGUAAAUGCGGAAGCUUUCAUCAACAAAGCUUCGUUCCUAGUUAGCAAUAGUCAGCAUGAAGUUUUGAAUUUACAAUACAAGGUUUGUUAUGCAAGGAUUUUAGAUUUGAAGAGAAAGUUCUUAGAAGCCGCAUUGCGGUAUUAUGAUAUAUCUCAGAUUGAGAAGCGACAAAUAGGAGAUGAAGAAAUGAUCUGCAGCAAAAGGAGGAGGAGGAGGAAGGGGGGGCGGUGGAUUCCAGGGUUGGGUUCAAUCGGUCGUCAGGUUCCGAGGGAUCAUCACAUGUCUUCGGCGACGUCGUCUUAUUGGUGCUAUAGGUGUAGCCGUUUCAUCAGGGUUUGGAGCCAAGACUCGAUCACUUGCCCCAAUUACAACAGCAGGUUUGUCGAGGAGAUUGAGAACGCGUCGCCGCCGUCGCUGAUCGCCACAGAUGCCCGCCGCAGGAGGUUCACCACCGCCGCGAUGUACACGAUCAGGUCGCAGUCGGGUCAAGACCAAAGCCCCGACCCGGUCCCCCUUCAAUUCGGUCAUCGUGCUGCGCCAGCCGUCCGACGGCAGCAAUGA